GCUUAACAAUACUAGGAAUACAGGCUUUUUUUGCUUGGAAAAAUAGUAAAACCAACCAAGAAAGAUUAGAAAUUGAACACGAUAAAGGAAAAAUUUUAGACAUUACCAAAAUGGAUCCACCUUUGGGAAUUAAAGGGCUAACCACAGUCGGACCCGGAAAUUUAGUUUACCCGGAAGUAAUCAAAAAACAUUUUACUGCGAUUUUAGAAGAUAUUGAUGACCUAAUUAAUGCCGGUCAAGUUUAUACUCACAAAGAUGAAGAACAAGACAAUUAUAGUAGCCGUUUUACUCGCCGCAAUACUAUUCUUUACGGCAUGGCCGGUACGGGAAAGUCAGAAUUUCCCCGCCAAUUAGUUUUUGAAAUUGCCACCAAAUACCAGUCCGAGAGUGAAAAAAAAAUAAAUGAAUACAACGAAGAUUUAGUUAAAAAGCAAGAGCAAUUAAUUAAUGAUCCGGAAAGUGAGCAAUUAAAAGUUGAAAUAGAAGAACUGAAAAAUCUUAUCCAGGAUUGUGAACAGCAACUAAGCCAAGAGGAAAGUAAGUUAGUGCCAGUCUUUCAAAUUGACGGCUUUCAUUUACAAACCGCCGGCAAAGCUAUUAAUGAUAAAGGUUUAGAAAGCCACGAAAAAUUAAUUGCCAUUUUAAAAGAAUUAAAAAAAGAAGCCUUUGGUGAUGCUUAUUCGGAUAAACCGUAUAUUGUUUUUGUCGAAGAAGCCGACCAAGGAGUGAAUGUUAUGACCGCCGGUGGUGGAGGAAAAAAGAAUAAUUUAUUAGAAGAUUGGAAAAAUUUCUUGUCUACUACCGAAGAUGCGGCUGGCUUAAAAAACAAUGUUCAAGACCCUAACUCCGUUAUAAUUAUCGCCACUAAUAAUUACGAAAAUUUAGAUCCGGCCUUA
This is a messenger RNA of Racocetra persica, 896 nucleotides long. The record is from the annotation of a GenBank genome assembly. Lineage: Eukaryota; Fungi; Glomeromycota; Glomeromycetes; Diversisporales; Gigasporaceae.